AGCACGUUCACCCCUUACUCAUGCCGUCCAGCCGUCCCAUGGUUCCUCUCUGCAUGACCUCCAGCUGCAAUAGCUCUUUGCCACUGCGUUUGCAGUCUUCGCCCGCGGGUGGCCCAUCUCUCGACCGUCGGUCUCGGCUCUGGGUGUAGGCAAUUACAUAGGAGGUUCGGCCCAUGGCUAUGAUUGUUCCACCAGUUGAAUAUACGACCUCGAGCUCCGCCGCGCCGUCGUCGACAGUGAGCAGCGGAAGUGCCCAUCAGGGUGCGGGUUUGACAAGUUCGGCGUCACUAUACUUGUAUACGUUCCUUGGUGAGGAUAUAUUGCUCUGUGCGGAGAGCUGCACUGCGAGGGCGUUCUCGAAUGCGCCACCCGCUUUGUCGAGGACAAAUUACGUGGUAAAACAUGACUACUGACAAAUCUACCUCUGCAGCAACCCUUGUCCUUCUGCUCUCCGUAUCCGCUGCGAUCGUCGUGCGCUCGUAUAUUCUGCGCCGGCGGCAGCGACGCCUGUUCGAGGAAGCUAUGCAAAACGGCUCAUUCUCCAUGCCGUCGUCUGCUCCUGGCCGCAGGCGUUGGACGCUCACGAGGCCAGUUUUGCACGAUGCGCAUGUAUGCGUGGAUUAUGACAGUCAUGAGAAGACGCGGUAUGUAAGGGGAGGUGAGGGGAGUGGAAAAGUUCAGAAGUGGUGGGCGAGGACAUUGCCGGUUGCGGCCAGACUAGUCGUUGCACCUAACACAGCAAUGACAACUCCCUCACCAUAUCCUGUGACUCGCUCCCCAACUCCCUGGCACCGCCGUCUGUUAUCCAGAGUAUCCCCAUCACGAGCGCUCUCACCCCGCACACGGUCAAACUCGAGCCCUCCUCCACGGCGCCGCCCGUCCCCGCCGUCGUUCGACGAUCUGGAGUCGCAGCCUCGGGCCAUCGAGUUAACAUAUCUAGUGGCGAUGCCCGCCCCGCGUCGCGAGAACUUCCCCGCUGAGCAUGCGUAUAUCCCGCAAGUCGAAUUUGGGAUCGAGCGCGUUCCAGUGUGUGAGGAUCCUGGCGAAGGGUGGACGUUGUAGACGAAAUGUUAGCUCAUGACGUUAUGAGAUGAACGAGUCUGAUGCCAUGUUGUUGACUAGUAAGUACUAACUACUACUGCGUUAGCCUUGUUGUAUGAUGCUCUUGUACCUGUACUCUAUCUACCACCUCUUUAUUCACAAUCACCUCGGAGAGAAACAUCUCUGCUCGAU
Molecule: messenger RNA, 1233 nt
Organism: Laetiporus sulphureus 93-53
Lineage: Eukaryota; Fungi; Basidiomycota; Agaricomycetes; Polyporales; Laetiporaceae
Exons: 3
Coding region: 403-1062 (219 amino acids)
Source: RefSeq, a predicted model, not a curated record